AGGUGUUCAUAAACACAGAAUCGGGCCCACUCACCUCUCCUUUUUCAGAUCUCUCUAAUUUCUCUCUCUCAAUCACAAUAUUAUACAUAUUUGUAUUUUUCUUAAUAAUUUUUACUUUUACCGGCGAAGAUUCUCCGGUCGGGCAACGCCGCUACAAUCUCUGUUUCUCACUAAGCUCCGUCGCAGUUUUGAAAGAUGGCAGGCCAAGGCCAGCGUUUGAAUGUAGUUCCAACUGUCACGAUGCUAACAGUUGUGAAAGCUCGACUUGUUGGUGCAACAAGAGGUCAUGCUCUCCUCAAGAAGAAGAGCGAUGCUUUAACUGUGCAGUUUCGUCAAAUACUUAAAAUGAUUGUCUCUACUAAAGAAUCAAUGGGAGAGAUAAUGAAGGCAUCCUCAUUUGCUCUUACUGAAGCGAAGUAUGUUGCUGGUGAUAAUGUUAAGCAUGUUGUCCUAGAGAAUGUCAAAACUGCAUCUCUUAAAGUUCGAUCUAGACAAGAAAAUAUUGCUGGUGUGAAGUUGCCCAAAUUUGACCAUUUCACUGAAGAUGAUACCAAGAACGAUCUUACUGGAUUGGCUAGAGGUGGUCAGCAGGUUCAGGCCUGUCGUGCUGCUUAUGUAAAAGCUAUUGAGGUUCUUGUUGAGCUUGCUUCACUUCAGACCUCAUUUUUAACACUCGAUGAGGCAAUCAAGACAACAAAUCGUAGGGUUAACGCAUUGGAAAAUGUUGUGAAGCCUAAAUUGGAGAACACAAUCAGUUAUAUCAAAGGAGAGCUCGAUGAGCUUGAGAGGGAGGAUUUCUUCAGGUUAAAGAAGAUACAGGGUUAUAAGAAGCGGGAACUCGAGAGACAGCUAGCAUCUGCCGAGCAGUUUGCUGAGGAACAAGUUGCUGAGAAAAUUUCUUUGCAGAAAGGAAUUUCGCUAAAAUCAGCUCACAACAUGUUGUCUGCUGCAAUGGAGAGGGAUGAAGAUAUUGUUUACUGAUGCAUUGGUUUAUACUUUAUUUCUUCAAUGUGUGGAUUUUGACUGUUGUGCUUUUUUCUUUUGGUGGUGCAAAAUUUCUUAGCCAAGCGGAGAAGGUAAUCAGAGAAUUUACGAGUAUUUCUCAGGAAUAAAUAACCUCUAUGUGCCUAUUUAUUGUGUAUUAAUUACCUAGCUUUCAUCCUUGUAAUGAUGUAGAAUAUAUUUUUUCAAAACAAUGUGGAAUAUUUGUUCUCA
Molecule: messenger RNA, 1215 nt
Organism: Mercurialis annua (annual mercury)
Lineage: Eukaryota; Viridiplantae; Streptophyta; Magnoliopsida; Malpighiales; Euphorbiaceae
Product: V-type proton ATPase subunit D
Exons: 2
Coding region: 196-981 (261 amino acids)
Cellular component (GO): proton-transporting V-type ATPase complex; vacuolar membrane
Molecular function (GO): proton-transporting ATPase activity, rotational mechanism
Source: RefSeq, a predicted model, not a curated record